Molecule: messenger RNA, 2991 nt
Organism: Scomber scombrus (Atlantic mackerel)
Lineage: Eukaryota; Metazoa; Chordata; Actinopteri; Scombriformes; Scombridae
Gene: pck2
Product: phosphoenolpyruvate carboxykinase 2 (mitochondrial)
Exons: 11
Coding region: 230-2137 (635 amino acids)
Biological process (GO): cellular response to dexamethasone stimulus; cellular response to insulin stimulus; response to starvation
Cellular component (GO): cytosol; mitochondrion
Molecular function (GO): GTP binding; phosphoenolpyruvate carboxykinase (GTP) activity; manganese ion binding
Source: RefSeq, a predicted model, not a curated record
AACUUCAUGAAGCCGGUUUGACUCAGGGACACUGUGUUCGUGCAGCAGGACAUCACACACUUACAUCAAGCUGCAUGUGUGUGAAUGAGCAAAGUGCAAGGUCCCCUCAGAGCACAGAUAUGAGCCGUGGACAGCUCUAGCUCCUCUCUUCACCGCUCCAGAUAACUUUCUAUGUGCCUUUUUUAACACUUUUGUUUUUUAUUAGCUUCUUUUACUUUUUGCACCGAACAUGUCGUGCCUUUUGCUGGGAGUUAUACGAAGGCGGGGUGGCGUUGGGGCAAGUGUUGGGGUUCGGUCCCUGGCCUCCAUCCCUUCGCUGCCUCCGGCAGUGGCAGAGUUUGUCAAGGGAGCAGUGGAAGAGUGCAAGCCCAGCAGUGUGCAUGUGGUUACGGGGACGCCAGAGGAAACGGCCAACAUCCUGGCAGGCCUGGAGAAGGAAGGGAUGGUCAAGAGGCUUCCCAAAUAUGAUAACUGCUGGCUGGCACGUACAGACCCAAAGGAUGUGGCUCGGGUGGAGAGCAAGACAGUGAUUGUGACCAAGAACCAGAGGGACACCAUUCCCAUCCCUGCCGGAGGCAUGAAGAGCCAGUUGGGCAGCUGGAUGAGUGAGUCGGACUGGCAGAAAGCCAGAGAGGAGCGCUUCCCCGGCUGCAUGACAGGUCGGACCAUGUAUGUGAUUCCCUUCAGUAUGGGUCCAGUGGGCUCUUCUCUGUCCAAAUAUGGUGUCCAGGUGACCGACUCGCCAUACGUGGUGGCCAGCAUGGGCAUCAUGACACGAAUGGGCACCCCGGUCCUGAACAAACUGUAUGAAGGCGAGGAGUUUGUGCGCUGUCAACACUCUUUGGGACGGCCUCUACCCCUCAAAGCCCCUCUGGUCAACUCAUGGCCGUGUAACCCAGAAAAGGUGCUGAUAUCUCACCUGCCCGACUCCCGGAAGAUCAUGUCCUUUGGCAGCGGCUACGGAGGAAACUCUCUCUUGGGGAAGAAGUGCUUCGCCCUCCGCAUCGCCUCCCGCAUUGCCAAGGAUGAAGGCUGGCUGGCAGAGCACAUGCUGAUUUUGGGUAUCACCAACCCUCAAGGAGUGAAGCGUUAUGUUGCUGCAGCGUUCCCCAGUGCCUGUGGUAAAACCAACUUGGCCAUGAUGAAACCAUCUCUGCCAGGCUGGAAGGUGGAGUGCGUGGGAGAUGACAUUGCAUGGAUGAAGUUUGACAGCCAAGGUAAACUGAGAGCCAUCAACCCAGAGAACGGUUUCUUCGGUGUGGCUCCAGGUACUUCGGACAAGACCAACCCCUACGCCAUGGCCACCAUUGCCAGAAACACUGUGUUCACCAAUGUUGGCGAGACCAGUGAUGGAGGCGUGUGGUGGGAGGGUCUUGACCCCCCUGCUGCUGGUACCACACUUACAGACUGGCACGGCAAAACCUGGAAGCAAGGCAGCUCAACUCCAUGUGCCCAUCCCAAUUCCCGCUUCUGUGCGCCAGCGGCUCAGUGUCCCAUCAUCGACCCCCUGUGGGAGAGCGACGAAGGUGUUCCCAUCGAUGCCAUUAUCUUCGGUGGCAGGAGGCCAGAAGGAGUUCCUCUGGUCUACGAGUCAUUCAACUGGCAACAUGGAGUGUUUGUUGGAGCCGCAAUGAGAUCUGAGGCCACGGCAGCUGCUGAGCAUAAAGGCAAGAGUAUUAUGCACGACCCGUUUGCCAUGCGGCCAUUCUUCGGGUACAACUUUGGCGACUACCUUGCUCACUGGCUGAGCAUGCAGAACCGAAAGGCCCCCACUCAUCUUCCCAAGAUCUUCCACGUCAACUGGUUCAGAAAGAACCCUGCGUCCGGCGCCUUCCUCUGGCCCGGCUUUGGCGAAAACGCCCGUGUGCUGGAGUGGAUCUUCAAGCGCUGCAGCCGAGAGAGAGAGGACGAGGGUGCUAAGAAGAGCAUUGUCGGCUGGCUGCCAGAAAAUGGCGCCAUUGAUACUAAAGGUCUCGGUAGCAACGUAGACAUGGGUGCUCUGUUUGACGUGCCCAAGUCUUUCUGGCAGAAUGAGACCAAGGAGUUGAGAGCAUACUUCACCCAGCAAGUUGGAGCCGACCUGCCCGCUCAGGUGGAGGCCGAGCUGAAGGCGCUGGAGGACAGGGUGCACAAUUAAAACCUUACUGACCUCAGAAACAGAGAGAAAGUCACUGAUGACAGGAUAACGAUCAUUAGGGUGCAAUCACAGCCAGUGGCUGGGUUUACAUACAAGGAGAAUUUAGUUCAGAGAGGGUUUGCUGAUAAAUCCCCACUAUCAAACUUUCUCUGUGCAUGAAAACUCAGCCAGUGACUCCUUCCUUUCUCUUUUAUGAAGAGAAAUCGGUUCAUAAUGUAAUGUCACAGGUGGUAUGAGAGGGGAAACUAAUAAUCUACAAUACAACAUCUACCUUUGUGUCACUACUUCACGCUAACACUGCAACACUGAAGGACUAGUGCUGGGUUGUUGGUUUAUCAAACGUGUCAUGUAGAGACGCUAAUGUCACUCAACCACCAUGGUGCACAAUCAAUAUGGCCUAGCAGUGCCUUCGAGACAUUUAACAAUACAGUGUCCAGGCUGCUAAUGUUUACAGGCUGAAACCCAAAGAUCUUUUUUUUUUAUGGCAAAAAUCUGACAAGUUUUAAAAUUUGUAUUCAUUAAGAGGUUUUAAGUCAGUUUUAGCACCAGCUCUUUUAAUUCACUAUUGUCCUUUAUUUUUUAAAUUGAGCUUUAUAACUAAAAAACAACCAUCAAAGAUCCAUUACCUACUCAAUACAUUGUAGCAGGUUUCCAUUGUGGCCCAGGAUCACUAUGCUUAAUUCAUUUAGCCACUUUUGUAAUGUUUGUGAUUAGACUGUAUGAUUUCAGAUGAUGUUUACACACAAUAUGUGAAAUGUUGGACCAAUAAAUGCGACUGAGAUUACUAGGUAUUUUUAGAAGUUGUAUGCAAAGGUUUUUAUUAACGUGCAAUGAAUAAAUAUCUUAAAAUGCAA